UUCUAAAAGGGGCAAAUGGACUAAAAUCAGGACUCUGGGUUCAGAAGAUACGGCUUACCUGAAGGAAUGUAUCGGAAACUCCGAGUUCAUGGUCCUUCCCACGGAACAAGAUAAAUGGGUUUCGCUUCAUCCUUCCACUGGCAUCGUGUGCUGGUGUGAUGAUAAGGAAUUAAAACAGCAAUGUAAGAAUAUGGGCAAAAUAUAUUUUGUAGACUUCAGUGAGAUCGACAGUGACAAAACCGAGGUUUUCCGGGCACAAUUCUCUCACCUCUUGAAAGCUUUAGGGGUUCCUCUUCUUUCUGAGAUCGUAACUCAUGAAGCGAAAUAUUAUGGUCUGAGGGACUCUAGCUUCAUGACUUCAUUAAUGAACUGGGCUCUUCCUUUUGCUCAGCGCUACGUAUUUAGCGUACACCCCGACAGAUAUGCCGAGCUUAAGCAAUCUGAAUUUGACGUCCUGAGUUGUCUGCAAGUAAUUGUUGUUGAAAAGCUGUUUUUCAGAAAUGUUAUAAAGAAUUUCGGACGUGCUUCUGGUGAACAGAUUCCAUGUAGCUGUCUUCUGCAGGAUAAUAUUUUAUACACAACCCAAGACUCGGGUUCUCAUUCGUUGUUUAUGGAGUUUUCUCGUUUGCUAUUCGAUGGAGCUCUCGAGCUUCAUUUGGCCAACUUCCUUCACAUGAUCACCGCCAUGGACGAAUCGGGUUCUUCCGAAGAGCAAACAGAGUGUUUUAUCCUGAAUACUCAAAAGGUCACAAAGCUUCCCAAGGAGGAACCUGUUUGGUCUGUCUCAUCUGUCAUCUCAGUCGUUGAGUCUCACAACUUACUUCAAACCUUACCAAACAGCCAAGGAUCAUCUUUCAAGGCUAAAGAUAAAGCAAGAAAUUGGCCACCGGUCGACUGGAAAACGGCUCCGGGUUGUAGUUUUGCUCGUGAAAAUGGUCUCAAAAUGCAACCAGGAAGCUCACUGCCUCGCAACCGAUAUGCAGAAAACGCUUUUGAAGUCGUCGACAAGCAAACAGAGAACUUGUCUCCAGUUUCAACAGCCACAGACUGGACCUAUGAAGAUGAUUUAUCUGCAAUGUCAGUAGCAUCGGUUGUUAAAGGCAGUGGUGAUAAAAUUGGUUCUCAGUCCAAUUCGAGUGGCUUUGCAUGGAAAAUGCAGCUUAGAACUCGCACCAUCGAUCCAGCACAGUCAACGGUAACUGGGAGACUCGGCGAGCAACGUCGCCUUCAAAUAUUUCACUGAAAAGUUCAUUGACACAGUAGUUAAGUGGGUUAAUGAGGACUCAGAAUCUGGAUUCCCCUUUGAUAUAAUUGUAGGAGACAACGAGGAGAAUAGACAGUACAUUGAAGUGAAAUCAACCAGAUCUGCAAGGAAAGAUUGGUUCAACAUAUCAAUGAGAGAAUGGCAAUUUGCAGUCGAAAAGGGAAAAUCAUUCAGCAUUGCACACAUUUUAUUAUUAGCUAAUAACGUCGCCCGGGUCUCGGUUUUUAAGAACCCAGUUAAACAAUGCCAGUCGAGCAAGCUCCAACUGGCUCUUUUAAUGCCCAAGCAAAAGUACUCCACUGUCUUCUCCUCCUGAGAUAGCAGCUUGUUGGUUUGAUUUUCGAGCUCGUUGUCGAGACGGAGAAUAUCUCGAUCCAUCUCACUCGUUGUCGAGUCGGAGAAUAUCUCAAUCCAGCUCGCUCCAAGGCUGGACUUCCAUCCAUGCUUUUCUCAGCAGUUGCAAGUUAUAAUCUGUGAGCACCAGCAGGGAGCUGGCUAGUCUUUAAUUUUUGUGCAUCCUGCAGUGUUAUUCAUUGUACAUAAUUACCUAGCAGAGCUCUAGUGUUAUUCAUUGUACAUUAUUUGCUAUGCUUCCAAAAUCAGUCCUAGUUUUUUUUUUU
Molecule: messenger RNA, 1884 nt
Organism: Cucurbita maxima (winter squash)
Lineage: Eukaryota; Viridiplantae; Streptophyta; Magnoliopsida; Cucurbitales; Cucurbitaceae
Exons: 3
Coding region: 89-1243 (384 amino acids)
Biological process (GO): root development; embryo development ending in seed dormancy; leaf vascular tissue pattern formation
Cellular component (GO): nucleus
Source: RefSeq, a predicted model, not a curated record